Acaulospora morrowiae is the source of this 768-nucleotide messenger RNA. The record is from the annotation of a GenBank genome assembly. Lineage: Eukaryota; Fungi; Glomeromycota; Glomeromycetes; Diversisporales; Acaulosporaceae.
AUGAGUAGCACUAAGAAAAAUCGCGAAAAAAAGCCCAGACGUCUGCGAGAUCAACCAACUUUCACUAUAAAUAGGGUGGAGGAGUACCCACCACUACGUUUGCCGCAGUCUCCUCCUACAGUUCAAGAAGCAAUAAAUUUGGUUGAAAAAUUAAUUACGAAACCCAAGCUGGCAAGAUUUCCAAAUUCUUUUAUCAUAUACAGAAAUAUGUAUGUUAGAUAUCUAAAGGACAAUGGCUACAGUAUCCCUAUGACACAUCUGAGCUCUAUGGUUGGACGUUCAUGGAAGAUGGAGCCCUACCAUAUAAAGGAAGCAUAUAGAAAAAUCUCAAGCGAAGCUGAACAAUUAUACGAUCAGAUUAUUGGGUCGAAUCAUCCGCAGGAACCUUUCCCGGUCACUCCUCCAUCUCCUAUGAAUGGAUUUGUUCAUUCUAACGAGGAUCCUUCGUACCAUCCUCCUUCCGUAGCAUCACCACACUUCCCCUGUCCUUCAAAUGAACACAUUAUUCCACCCAACCAGCCAAGUCCUAUUUUUCCAAGUAUCCCAAUGGAUGCUGAAUUUAUUGGUAUUACGUUCGACGUUUUAAAUGAUAUUGAAAAUGAUGAUAUCAACAAAUAUUUGAUUUUUCCAUCCGACCAGUCAAGUACGCCCAGCAUCCCAAGUAUCCCUAUGGGUACUGAAUUUUUUGGUAUCACAUUCGACGUUUUGAAUGAUAUUGAAAAUGAUGAGAUCAACAAAUAUUUUAAUUUUCGAUCAUAUGAUGCAUAA